Brassica rapa (field mustard) is the source of this 760-nucleotide messenger RNA. RefSeq names its product thioredoxin-like protein CXXS1. Lineage: Eukaryota; Viridiplantae; Streptophyta; Magnoliopsida; Brassicales; Brassicaceae. The record is from RefSeq and is a predicted model, not a curated record.
AUGGGCCACACUCUCAUGACUCAUCCUUAGUUUGUUAUCUCCGUCCCAUCAACUGAGUAGAUAAACACUGAAACACCGAAUCAUGUUAUCUCUUUUACAGAGGGAUAAAUAAGGAUCCAAGUUUAGAACAUAGAGAUUAAAAAAGAAAGCUCCAAGAGAUGGAAGAUCAAGAACUGCAGAAGAGUUCAAGAGUUGUUAAAGUCGAUUCUCCUGAGUCAUGGAACUUUUAUGUGAGUCAAGCCAAGAGUCAGGCUUGUCCUAUUGUGGCUCAUUUCACAGCAUCUUGGUGUAUUCCUUCUGUGUUUAUGAACUCGUUCUUUGAAGAUCUUGCCUCUAGCUAUAAGGAUGCUCUGUUUCUUAUAGUUGAUGUUGAUGAAGUCAAGGAAGUGGCGAGACGGCUAAAGGUAAAGGCUAUGCCUACUUUUAUGUUCUUGAAGGAUGGUAAUACGAUGGACAAACUGGUGGGCGCAAAUCCUGAUGAGAUCAAGAAAAGGGUCGAUGGUUUCGUUCAGUCCUCACGCCUUGUUCAUAUUGCUUAGAAUUUUAUUGAUACAUGGUAAGAAAUCUCAAUCCUAAUAAAAUUUGUGUAAAAGUGUAUUUUAGUUUGUGUAAAGUGUACUUAUAGCUUGUGUACAGUGUGUUGCUCAAAAAAAAAAAACUUGUGUACAGUGUAUUUGUAGCUUGUGUAACUUGUAUUUUUACUCUCAUAGUUUGUGACUUUAGUAUAAGGUUUGUGUAAAAAAUGUUUGUGUAAUGUGUA